Molecule: messenger RNA, 960 nt
Organism: Carassius auratus (goldfish)
Lineage: Eukaryota; Metazoa; Chordata; Actinopteri; Cypriniformes; Cyprinidae
Exons: 4
Coding region: 127-960 (277 amino acids)
Source: RefSeq, a predicted model, not a curated record
GACACUGGAUACCAACCGCUGUGAAAAUAAUAAUAAUAGCUAAACAAGAAGAAGACGCAGUGGGUUCGGGUUUACUGAAGAGAAAGAACUCAGCACUGUUUCAAAUUCUACAUUUUUAAAAACCUAAUGAAAAUGAAGCUGCUCUUUAUUUCACCCUUAUUGUUCUGCUGUUUACUCGACCAUGGUGCAUCUGGUGUUGAUAUAGAUGCAGUGUUGUUGAUGGAGGGAGAAUCAGUCACUCUACACACUGGUGUUGAAACAAACCCACAAGACAGAUUCAGAUGGUAUUUCAAUGACACUCGCAUCGCUCAAAUCACUGGAGAUCUCAGGAAGAUCUGUACAGAUGUUCAGUGUAAUAAAGGUACUGAGAGAUUCAGAGACAGACUGAAGCUGGACAAUCAGACUGGAUCUCUGACCAUCAUGAACAUCAGAAACACAGAAUCUGGAGUUUAUAAAUUACUGAUAAGUAGCAGCAAUAUCGACAGUGAAAAGAGCUUCAUUGUCAAUGUGCAUGAUGUUCCUGAAGAGAAGAGAAAGUCAGUGAAGGAGGGAGAAUCUGUUACUUUAGAUCCUGAUAUAGAACAAAAACAAAAUGCUUUAAAGAUGUGGUAUUUUAAUGGUAGUCUCAUCAUUGUAAUCACUGAAGAUCAAAAGAAGAUCUGUACAGACGUUCAGUGUAAAGACAGAUUCAGAGACAGACUGAAGCUGGAUCAUCAGACUGGAUCUCUGACCAUCAUGAACAUCACAACCUCUGACUCUGGACUCUAUACACUACAGAUCAACGGCAGCAGAUUUGCCGUCAUAAAGACAUUCAGUGUUACUGUCACUGGUGAGUAUCAUUUUAAUCAUUCAGUGCUUUUUCACUUCAACAGUUUUAGAAAACAUGUUUCUAAAUCGACCCAGAAAAUGUUUUUGUUUGAAGAAGAAAAACGACACAGCACAAUGGUCCCGACCUGGUGA